AUGGUGGGUAAAAAGUCGGGCAAAGCCCUUCGUGAUGAGGGCCUCGAGCGGACGGACAACAACAUGGAUCUCUCGAGCUGGCCGCAAGUCGCCGCGAUCAACCAGAAGAAUUACUACACUGAUUACCUCAAGCGAGACGACCAGUACCUGGCUUUCCGACUAGCAAAUGAAGAGGCAAGGAUCAAGAUGACCAAAACCGCCAAGGACCGCGAUCGUGCCCUCGCAAUGGCCAAGUCAAAUGAAGCGGAGGCGGAGGCGGAGGCAGACGGCGAUGCCAACAUGGAAGAUGCGGAGGACACUCCGACCGAAACUGCUGGCUCAAAAGUUAUCGUAAUUCAUGUUGGCAGCCAGAAUUUGCGAAUUGGCCUGUCUAGUGAUGCUUUGCCAAAGACCAUGCCAAUGGUCAUUGCAAGAAAGUCGACUACCAAUGAAAGCGAAGACCAAGAAGAGCCUAAACCGAAGAGAUUCAAGCGGGAUGAUGGGACUGAUGAAGACCCGGAGAGGGUUUUUGGACCAGAGUGGUCCUCUCAAUACACAACCAUGGCCUCGGAUCUGAAAGCCCGGAUGAAAGCGAAUAAGCGACGAAUGUUGCCUAAUCCCAAGGAAGGAGUGGUCAACUUCAACCGCAAGCAGUCGCCGGAGGUAAUUUCAGAGCACAACGACCCCGAGCGUGUUGAAUGGACGGAACUGGAGACUCCUCCGCAGGAGUAUAUCAUUGGGCAGCCCGCAUUGAGGAUCCCAGACACCUCAAAGCCUCGGUACAAGCUCUUCUGGCCCAUUCAGAAUGGAUGGUGCAAUGAGAGGGACUACGAGAGCAAGCGAAUGCUGUUCCUUGACAUUUCCCUGAUCCUUGAAGAGGCGAUCAAAGGGCAUUUGGGUCUGCGUAGCAAAAAGGAUUGGGCCCAAUACUCCUGCGUAUUUGUGAUUCCAGACCUAUACGAGAAGUCCUAUGUUACGCAGGUCCUGGAAAUGCUGAUGCGGGAGUUUGGGUUUUCUCGCGUGUGCUUUAUCCAAGAGAGUCUUGCAGCCACCUUUGGUGCUGGCUUUACCUCUGCCUGCGUGGUUGACAUCGGCGCACAGAAGACAUCAAUUUGCUGCGUUGAGGAAGGCAUGUGUAUUGAGAACUCACGGGUGAAUCUGAAAAUGGGCGGGAACGAUGUGACGGAGACUUUCAUCAAGAUGAUGCUGCACGACCAUUUCCCAUAUGCCGAUAUCAACCUUUGGCGCCGAUAUGAUUACUUGCUGGCAGAAGAGUUGAAGAAGAAUCUUUGCACUAUGGACGAAGCUAAGGUAUCCCCGCAAGCAUUUGACUUUCACCUUCGAGUUUCGGGUCAGGAUACGCAGAAGCACAAUUUCAAGGCUUUUGACGAGGGCCACCUGGCACCCAUGGGCUUCUUCGAGCCGACUAUCUUCGACAAUUCACACAAGCUUGAUGGCCGGCGGAAGCUAAUUGAAAAAUCUGUCGAUAUCUACGAUGGCCAACCGAAUGAUCCCACCUCGGCAGCCCAGUCCGAAAUAAUGACUGCCCUUGCUCCUCCCCUUCCUUCCAACGGCAGGGCAAAUGGAGAAUCACAAUCGACAGCGCCUGAUGUGCAAGCCACCCCCGGUCGCCCCCAGCAGUCGAGUGCGCUGGGCCGAAUUCAAGAGCAAGAGGCUACCCCUCGCUCGUCUGUUGCUGGAUCCCCCGCACCUGAAACUGCAGGAACCCCCCAGGCGGGUGGAGCUGGUACACCGGCUGUGACUGCGCCGACAUCUCAGCCUGCUCGCCCGGCUGUCGAGUACCGAGACGACAUCUUGCCCGUCUUCCCUCUGGACAACGCAAUCUUGACCUCGAUUGCACAUGCCGCUCGUUCGGACGAGAAGAAGAUGCGAGACUUCAUCGGUGGUAUUAUGGUGGUUGGUGGUGGCAGUCUAACUAACGAACUCCAUGCAUUCCUCGAAGCGCGACUCAAAGCCCUUCGCCCUGGCUUCCAGAAGGAGAUUAUGAUUGGUGUGCCGCCACGAGACCUGGAUGCCCAAGUUGUUGUGUGGAAGGGCGCCAGUAUCUUUGGAAAAUUGAGUGGUACUAACGACAGCUGGAUUGGAAAGCUGGAGUAUGAUCGGCUGGGUCACCGCUUGAUGGCAUACAAGUGCAUGUGGGCCUACUGA
Penicillium canariense is the source of this 2148-nucleotide messenger RNA. Its product is annotated as putative chromatin remodeling complex subunit (Arp8). Gene Ontology annotation, biological process: double-strand break repair; regulation of DNA-templated transcription. Gene Ontology annotation, cellular component: Ino80 complex. NCBI's taxonomy places the organism in Eukaryota, Fungi, Ascomycota, Eurotiomycetes, Eurotiales, Aspergillaceae. The transcript has 4 exons. The record is from RefSeq and is a predicted model, not a curated record. Bases 1 to 2148 code for a protein of 715 amino acids.